GUAAAUGAAUACACCCAUGCUCUUGCAGUAGCUAGCAGACUGCAGUCAGUGGAAUCAGGCUUUGUACACGUUAUAGCGCCGAGGAGCGGACAAAUUACUUUUCUUACUCUCUUUCGCCGUUACUGAGGACUUCAUAAAGUCUCACUGUGUUAUAUAACGUUAUUACAGCGGUGACUUUUCGUAUUUUCCCUUUCUUUUUGGCUGUGGAGAACGUGUUAAAAAUACAGCUAGUUUUCACAAUGGCGACAGCAGCAGUAUCUGCCAGUGCUGGCAGCGGCCCCAACCCCGGAUCUGGCGCUGAGUUAGUCCGAGGACAGGCCUUCGAUGUCGGCCCUCGCUACCACAAUCUCUCCUAUAUUGGCGAGGGCGCCUAUGGAAUGGUGUGCUCUGCAUAUUGCCGUGACAACAAGGUCCGUGUUGCGAUUAAGAAGAUCAGUCCGUUUGAACACCAGACAUACUGCCAGAGGACUCUGAGAGAGAUUAAGAUCCUGCUGCGUUUCAAACACGAGAACAUCAUCAGCAUCAACGACAUCAUCCGCAUGCCCUCCAUCCACCAGAUGAGGGACGUCUACAUCGUGCAGGACCUGAUGGAGACAGAUCUGUAUAAGCUGCUGAAGACUCAGCACCUGAGCAACGAUCACAUCUGUUACUUCCUGUACCAGAUCCUGAGAGGCCUGAAGUACAUCCACUCAGCUAACGUCCUGCACCGUGAUCUCAAACCCUCCAACCUGCUGCUCAAUACCACCUGUGAUCUAAAGAUCUGUGACUUUGGUCUUGCACGUGUGGCUGACCCGGACCAUGACCACACGGGCUUCCUGACAGAGUACGUUGCGACUCGUUGGUACCGUGCGCCUGAGAUCAUGCUCAACUCAAAGGGUUACACCAAGUCGAUUGAUAUCUGGUCUGUGGGCUGCAUCCUGGCUGAAAUGCUCUCCAAUAGACCCAUCUUCCCCGGGAAGCACUACCUGGACCAGCUCAACCACAUACUGGGUAUCCUAGGGUCUCCUUCCCAGGAGGAUCUGAACUGCAUCAUUAACAUCAAGGCCAGGAACUACCUGCUGUCUCUCCCACUGCGCUGCAAGGUCCCCUGGAACCGCCUCUUCCCCAACGCCGACCCCAAAGCUCUGGACCUGCUGGACAAGAUGUUGACCUUCAACCCCCACAAGAGGAUCGAGGUAGAGGAGGCUCUGGCUCACCCUUACCUGGAGCAGUACUACGAUCCUACAGAUGAGCCUGUAGCCGAGGCUCCUUUCAAGUUUGACAUGGAACUGGAUGAUCUCCCCAAAGAGACCCUGAAGGAGCUGAUCUUUGAAGAGACGGCUCGCUUCAACACAGUCUGCAGGUCCUAACCUAUAGAACCAGAUCAGACUCUGGUCUCUCCUCGUUGUGUGCUCUGGUUCCUCCUGUCUUCAGCCUGUAUACUCCCCCCCCCCCCCCCGCCUUCCUCAGUCAGACCACCAUGCUCAGGAACGGGUUUCAGGAAUCGAUCUGUCCUUUCUCCCUCUAUCCCUCCCCUCUCUCCCUACGGGGUGAGGAGGGUCACAUGUUGGCUUAUUGUCUAUCCCCCCACCCACUCCUCACUGCCUGCGGGGGACUAUUGGAAAGCACUAUGUAGGGAAUAGGGCUCUGGGCUAUAGUAGUGCACUAUAUAGGGAAUAGGGCCCUGGUCUAUAGUAGUGCACUAUAUAGGGAAUAGGGCUCUGGUCUAUAGUAGUACACUAUAUAGGGAAUAGUGCCCUGGUCUAUAGUAGUGCACUAUAUAGGGAAUAGGGCUCUGGGCUAUAGUAGUGCACUAUAUAGGGAAUAGGGCUCUGGGCUAUAGUAGUGCACUAUAUAGGGAAUAGCGAUCUGGUCUAAAGUAGUGUACUAUAUAGGGAAUAGGGCCCUGGUCUAUAGUAGUACACUAUAUAGGGAAUAGGGCUCUGGUCUAUAGUAGUGCACUAUAUAGGGAAUAGGGCCCUGGUCUAUAGUAGUACACUAUAUAGGGAAUAGGGCCCUGGUCUGUAGUAGUACACUAUAUAGGGAAUAGGGCCCUGGUCUAUAGUAGUACACUAUAUAGGGAAUAGGGCCCUGGUCUAUAGUAGUGCACUAUAUAGGGAAUAGGGCCCUGGUCUAUAGUAGUACACUAUAUAGGGAAUAGGGCCCUGGUCUGUAGUAGUACACUAUAUAGGGAAUAGGGCUCUGGUCUAUAGUAGUGUACUAUAUAGGGAAUAGGGCCCUGGUCUAUAGUAGUACACUAUAUAGGGAAUAGGGCCCUGGUCUAUAGUAGUACACUAUAUAGGGAAUAGGGCCCUGGUCUAAAGUAGUGCACUAUAUAGGGAAUAGGGCCCUGGUCUGUAGUAGUACACUAUAUAGGGAAUAGGGCUCUGGUCUAUAGUAGUGUACUAUAUAGGGAAUAGGGCCCUGGUCUAUAGUAGUACACUAUAUAGGGAAUAGGGCUCUGGUCUAAAGUAGUACACUAUAUAGGGAAUAGGGCUCUGGUCUAAAGUAGUACACUAUAUAGGGAAUAGGGCUCUGGUCUAAAGUAGUGCACUAUAUAGGGAAUAGUGUGCCAUAUGGGACACCUCCGGCGACUCCUGUUCCUAGACGGACAGACACAGGACAGGUUGUUGACAUAACGCUCUCUGUACCUGGACAGACAGACAGAGACACAGGACAGGUUGUUGACAUAACGCUCUCUGUACCUGGACAGACAGACAGAGACACAGGACAGGUUGUUGACAUAACACUCUCUGUACCUGGACAGACACAGGACAGGUUGUUGACAUAACGCUCUCUGUACCUGGACAGACACAGGACAGGUUGUUGACAUAACACUCUCUGUACCUGGACAGACACAGGACAGGUAGUUGACAUAACACUCUCUGUACCUGGACAGACAGACACAGGACAGGUUGUUGACAUAACGCUCUCUGUACCUGGACAGACAGACAGACACAGGACAGGUUGUUGACAUAACACUCUCUGUACCUGGACAGACAGACACAGGACAGGUUGUUGACAUAACACUCUUUGUACCUGGACAGACAGACACAGGACAGGUUGUUGACAUAACGCUCUCUGUACCUGGACAGACAGACAUACACAGGACAGGUUGUUGACAUAACACUCUCUGUACCUGGACAGACAGACAGACACAGGACACGUUGUUGACAUAACACUCUCUGUACCUGGACAGACAGACACAGGACAAGUUGUUGACAUAACACUCUCUGUACCUGGACAGACAGACAGACACAGGACAGGUUGUUGACAUAACACUCUCUGUACCUGGACAGACAGACAGACACAGGACACGUUGUUGACAUAACGCUCUCUGUACCUGGACAGACAGACAGGUCAGGUUGUUGACAUAACGCUCUCUGUACCUGGACAGACAGACAGGUCAGGUUGUUGACAUAACGCUCUCUGUACCUGGACAGACAGACAGACAGACAGACAGACAGACAGACAGACAGACAGACAGACAGACAGACAGACAGACACAGGACAGGUUGUUGACAUAACACUCUCUGUACCUGGACAGACACAGGACAGGUUGUUGACAUAACGCUCUCUGUACCUGGACAGACACAGGACAGGUUGUUGACAUAACACUCUCUGUACCUGGACAGACAGACAGACACAGGUCAGGUUGUUGACAUAACGCUCUCUGUACCUGGACAGACAGACAGGUCAGGUUGUUGACAUAACGCUCUCUGUACCUGGACAGACAGACAGACAGACAGACAGACAGACACAGGACAGGUUGUUGACAUAACACUCUCUGUACCUGGACAGACACAGGACAGGUUGUUGACAUAACACUCUCUGUACCUGGACAGACACAGGACAGGUUGUUGACAUAACGCUCUCUGUACCUGGACAGACAGACAGACACAGGACAGGUUGUUGACAUAACACUCUCUGUACCUGGACAGACAGACAGGUCAGGUUGUUGACAUAACGCUCUCUGUACCUGGACAGACAGACAGGACAGGUUGUUGACAUAACACUCUCUGUACCUGGACAGACACAGGACAGGUUGUUGACAUAACGCUCUCUGUACCUGGACAGACAGACAGACACAGGACAGGUUGUUGACAUAACGCUCUCUGUACCUGGACAGACAGACAGACACAGGACAGGUUGUUGACAUAACACUCUCUGUACCUGGACAGACAGACAGACACAGGACAGGUUGUUGACAUAACACUCUCUGUACCUGGACAGACACAGGACAGGUAGUUGGUAGAGAGAUGAUUCUGAAAGUAACAUGUGUUGUCGAGGUAACUGUAAUAAUAGAACCCGGUUUGAAAAAGUAAUGUGUUGCUUUACUCUGUUACUCAUAAAAGUAAUCUGAUUACGUAA
This is a messenger RNA of Oncorhynchus nerka (sockeye salmon), 4350 nucleotides long. RefSeq names its product mitogen-activated protein kinase 1. Gene Ontology annotation, cellular component: cytoplasm; nucleus. Bases 240 to 1349 code for a protein of 369 amino acids. Lineage: Eukaryota; Metazoa; Chordata; Actinopteri; Salmoniformes; Salmonidae. The transcript is spliced from 8 exons. Gene Ontology annotation, molecular function: MAP kinase activity; ATP binding. Gene Ontology annotation, biological process: protein phosphorylation; intracellular signal transduction. The record is from RefSeq and is a predicted model, not a curated record.